Cyprinus carpio (common carp) is the source of this 424-nucleotide messenger RNA. RefSeq names its product methylglutaconyl-CoA hydratase, mitochondrial-like. NCBI's taxonomy places the organism in Eukaryota, Metazoa, Chordata, Actinopteri, Cypriniformes, Cyprinidae. The transcript has 5 exons. Gene Ontology annotation, cellular component: mitochondrion. The annotation marks the transcript as partial. Gene Ontology annotation, molecular function: enoyl-CoA hydratase activity. Gene Ontology annotation, biological process: fatty acid beta-oxidation. The record is from RefSeq and is a predicted model, not a curated record.
UUAGCCAUCAUCCCAGGCGCUGGGGGAACGCAGCGUCUGCCAUGAACUGUAGGUGUGUCUGUAGCUAAAGAGCUGGUAUUUACGGCGCGGGUGCUGAGCGGGGACGAAGCCAAGCGUCUCGGCCUGGUGAAUCAGGCUGUGGAGCAGAAUAAGAGUGGAGAUGCGGCGUAUCUGCGAGCUCUGGAUCUGGCCCGUGAAACCAUCCCUCAGGGGCCAAUAGCGAUUAGAAUGGCCAAGUUAGCAAUCAACCAGGGAACAGAGGUGGAUUUGAACACUGGAUUAGCUGUUGAAGAGGCAUGUUAUGCUCUGGUGCCGCUUUUGGAUCCAAUCAGACCAAUCAUCGCAGAUUAGCGUCACGCAAAGGAGGAGUUUGGAAAAAUGAAUCGUUGAGUGAAUCGUUUGGGAGUCGUUGAGCAAAUAAGGU